Rotaria sordida is the source of this 612-nucleotide messenger RNA. The record is from the annotation of a GenBank genome assembly. NCBI's taxonomy places the organism in Eukaryota, Metazoa, Rotifera, Eurotatoria, Philodinida, Philodinidae.
AUGGCUAAAGAAUCUGAUGAUCUUCAUGGUAUGGUACCAGAUUCAAAUGAUAUGGCAUUAUUACUUAUUGAUGUUAUUAAUCAUUUAGAUUUCGAAGGAAAUGAAGAAAUAUUAAAAGUAGUUGAACAAAUGGGUCCACAUAUUGCUAAAUUAACAGAAGCAGCACGUAAAGCUGGUAUACCAAUAGUUUAUGUUAAUGAUAAUUUUGGUAAAUGGAAAUCAGAUUUUCAUAACGUUAUUGAAUAUGUUAUUAAUGAAAAUAAACCUGGUAAACAUUUUGCUCAAUUAUUACAUCCACAAGAAGAUGAUUAUUUUGUUCUUAAACCAAAACAUUCAGAAACAUUAAUUCUUGCUGGUGUUGCUGGAAAUAUAUGUGUUUUAUUUACAGCUAAUGAUGCUUAUAUGAGAAAUUAUAAAUUAAUUGUUCCAAGUGAUUGUAUUGCAUCAAAUACUAUUGAAGAAAAUGAUACUUGCUUGGAACAAAUGAAGAAGUUACUUAAAGCAGAUACAAGACCAUCAGUUGAUAUUAUAAAAGAAAUUGAAAAAAUGCCAAAAAAUAAAAAAAGUGAUGAAGAACGAGCGAAAAAACGAAAAAAAAUUGUUAAACCAUAG